Eruca vesicaria subsp. sativa (arugula) is the source of this 951-nucleotide messenger RNA. The record is from the annotation of a GenBank genome assembly. Lineage: Eukaryota; Viridiplantae; Streptophyta; Magnoliopsida; Brassicales; Brassicaceae.
AUGGAAUCCGUAGCACUUUUGAGUUUUGAGGAGCAAGCUCUGAAGAUUCAGUCCUUAAUCAUUUACCCGAUAAAAUCUUGCCGUGGAAUAUCUGUCCCUCAAGCAUCCGUAACUCAGACUGGAUUUGAAUGGGACCGGUAUUGGUUAGUUGUGAACCAUAAAGGAAGAGCUUACACUCAAAACGUUGAGCCAAAGCUUGCUCUUGUUGAACCAGAGCUACCCAAGGAAGCCUUCUUUGAAGAUUGGGAGCCAACAAAGAACUCUUUUUUGGUGGUAAAAGCUCCUGGUAUGAGUCAUUUAAAGAUUCCAUUGAGUAAACCAAACUCAGUGGUAGAAGGUGUGUCCAUGUGGGAGUGGUCUGGCUCUGCUUUUGAUGAAGGAGAAGAAGCUGCUAAAUGGUUUUCAGACUAUCUUGGAAAACAAAGCCGUCUUGUCCGGUUUAACAAAGAAACCGAAUGUAGAGCUACACCUCCUGCGUAUGCAGUAGGUUACUCUACAACAUUUUCAAAUAAGUUUCCCUUUCUGGUUGCAUCUCAGGCGUCUUUGGACCAUCUGAAUACACUUCUGCCAGAACCAGUGCCUAUGAACCGUUUUAGAGCCAACAUUGUUGUGGAGAAUGGUAAUCCUUACGAUGAAGAUCUUUGGGAUGAGAUCAAGAUAAACGACCUAGUCUUCAAAGGAGUUAGGCUAUGUUACCGCUGCAAGACAACAACUGUGGAUCAAGAAACCGGGGUUUCCUCGGCUGAACCAAUCCAAACUCUUAAGAAAUUCAGAGCAGACACACUCUUAAUGCCAGACAAGAAAUCUCAGAGCAAGGUUUUCUUUGGUAAGGACAUGGUUUGGAACUGGAACAUAUAUAACCGCCAAGGCAAAGGCAACAAGACAAUCAAAGUUGGUGAUUCCAUCUCUGUCCUAAGCAAGAUCCCUUCCAUAACUGAAGCAGCUACUUAA